Messenger RNA from Eutrema salsugineum, 976 nucleotides. Its product is annotated as multiprotein-bridging factor 1c. The transcript has a single exon. Bases 384 to 830 code for a protein of 148 amino acids. Gene Ontology annotation, molecular function: DNA binding. The record is from RefSeq and is a predicted model, not a curated record. NCBI's taxonomy places the organism in Eukaryota, Viridiplantae, Streptophyta, Magnoliopsida, Brassicales, Brassicaceae. Gene Ontology annotation, cellular component: nucleus.
AGGGAAAAGAUUAGCGCCAAAAGUGUCCUUGCCGAAAAUUUUGUCGACUGUCACUCUUUAAGACCUUGAUGACCGUCCGAUUGUUUUCUAUUACUGUGUACCGUUGGAUAUAUCGAGACAACGAGUCAAUUUCGUUUAACGCCACGUCACUAUAAUGACACCGAAUAAGAAGAGGACACGUCAUUACAGCUUUAAGAACUUUCCAGAGACGUUAAUGGCGUCCUCUAAAAAUGAUGAUCGAAUUCUCCAGAAACCCAUCUUUCGUCUAUAUAUUCAAAAUCCUCUCUCAACGAAUCUCAUUGUUCUUCAAUUUUCAGAAAAUUCAUCGCUCAAAUUUCAAAUUCUCCGUUGUAUUCCUCUCUCUCUAGAAUCAGCGAGCGACGAUGCCGAGCAGAUACCCAGGAGCAGUGACGCAAGACUGGGAGCCAGUGGUGCUACACAAAUCGAAACAAAAGAGCCAAGACCUGCGCGAUCCUAAGGCGGUUAACGCGGCGCUUAGAAGCGGCGUCGCGGUUCAGACGGUGAAAAAAUCCGACGCCGGAACGAACAAAAAAGGGAAAUCUACGGCUGCGCCGGUGAUAAACACGAGGAAGCUCGACGAGGAAACAGAGCCUUCCGCGAUGGAUCGCGUGAAGGCGGAAGUAAGGCUGGCGAUUCAGAAAGCUCGAUUGGAGAAGAAGAUCUCACAGGCGGAUCUAGCGAAACAGAUCAACGAGCGCACGCAGGUGGUUCAGGAAUACGAAAACGGAAAAGCCGUCCCUAACCAAGCCGUGCUCGCGAAGAUGGAGAAGGUUCUAGGAGUUAAACUCAGGGGCAAAACUGUAAAAUAAACAAAACGGCGUCGUGUAUAUGUUCCGGUAUUCUCCCUAGUCUCUCUUAUCAGCGAUUGUAGAAAAAAAAAUCAUAUAAUUUCGUAAAUGUUUAUUAAAAAAGAUUGACAAUUUUAUAUUUUAAUCGAGAAAUAUUCAAUUCUUUA